Molecule: messenger RNA, 1614 nt
Organism: Trichomonas vaginalis G3
Lineage: Eukaryota; Parabasalia; Trichomonadida; Trichomonadidae
Product: meiotic spindle elongation
Exons: 1
Coding region: 1-1614 (537 amino acids)
Biological process (GO): protein dephosphorylation
Cellular component (GO): protein phosphatase type 2A complex; cytoplasm
Molecular function (GO): protein phosphatase regulator activity
Source: RefSeq, a predicted model, not a curated record
AUGCAGACUCUCCCCCGCACCACAGAUGAGAGCUGUGAAAAUAUAUAUGGAAUGAUCAUGAAUAUAAGAAAACCUGUGAUGGCCGAUCAGCUUACUGCAGUUUUAGCUCUCCCAAAGAUUGCAGCAGCAUUAGGUCCAAAAAGAACGGCCAACGAACUAUUUCCUUACAUCAUUGAAACACCAUCAUUCAAUGAAAAGAUUUGGCUUGAAAUUAUUAACCAAUUACCAAACCUUCAGUUAAAUAAAUAUUCAAAUGAUGAUCUCAAAUCAAUUCUUAGUGAUGUGAGCCAAAUUUCUAAAAUAGAAUCUCAUCAAAUCCGUAAUUCCAUCAUAUCUGCGUUUUACAUCAUUUUCCAAACGCUUGACCAAACACAAAUUUCAAAUAUUUUAAUACCUCAAAUACUUUCAAUGCUCAAAAGUCCACUUGCUACUAUUCGUUCAUCAGCAAUUUACAUUUAUUCAAAGAUUUGCACAAAAUUAAGUGAAGCAAACAAAUCUACAAUUUUCAGAGAAAUACAAGGGCUUGAGUCAGACAAAACACCAUUAGUACGUCAGUCUCUAUCAUAUUCAGCCGCUAUUAUUACAAAAACCAUUAACAAAGUCGAACAAGACAAAUUAUUAGAAAUAAUGACAAAGUUUUCAAGAGAUGAAUGCUUAUCAGUAGCUUUACCUGUUGCAGACUACUUCGUUUCUUUCGUUGCUACCACAGGACGUGUCUCAGAAGCUCUUCAAGUUGGUGAAGAUUUAAUGAUUCAUCCAAAUUGGAAAGUUAGAGCAAGAUUCAUGUCCCAGAUCCACGAUAUCUUCUCAAAGGAUACAUCUGCUGAAGAUAUUUUCAAUUUUAUUAGCCCUGGCCUUAAUGAUUCCGAUCCAGAAGUUGCAGCAGCCGCUGCAAAACAAGUUGCUUUUUAUUUGACGAUUUCCGGAGCAAACAUAGCUCAAGCACAAGCAGCUCUUGAAGCAGCGUUUAAUGAUCAAAGACCUCAAGUAGUAUCCGCAGGUUUAAGGAGUCUUCCAACUUAUCUUUCCAAGAAAAAUGAUGUCGAUUUCGCCACUAAAAAUUUGACAAAAUUGGCUAAAAGUGACAAUCCUGACAUUUCUCUUGCCGCUCUUGAAGUUCUUAAGUGUUCAACAAUUCCUGAUGAUGUAUCAACAAGUUGCAUCACUGAGUUACUGAAGAGCAAGGAAUGGAGAGAAAGAGAACCUGUUGUCAGAAUGCUUCCACAAUUAAUUAAUCAUCCAUCAGAUAGCGCAUUGAGUGUCAUCAAAUUAGCAUUGUUUGAUGAUGCUUGUGCUGUCAGAUCAGCUGCUCUUGACUCAACAGUGAAGAUUGCUUCAAAUCUCGGAAAAGAGUGGUGUUUGAAAGAUUUCAUCAAAAUUUUCCAAGAAGGAGCGAAAAGUGAUGAUUAUCAACUGAGACAAACAGCUGCAAUUGCAGUAAUUGAUAUAGGAAUACAGGAUAGUAGUGAAGUUUACGAGACAAUGAAGUCUCUUUGCGCAGAUCCAGUAACAAAUGUUAGAUACGUAAUUGCAAAAAGACUCCCUCGAAAUUCAAAGCUACUUGACUUAUUCAAGAAUGAAACAGACCAGGAUGUUAAAGAUGCUUGCACUUGA